Molecule: messenger RNA, 648 nt
Organism: Adineta ricciae
Lineage: Eukaryota; Metazoa; Rotifera; Eurotatoria; Adinetida; Adinetidae
Source: the annotation of a GenBank genome assembly
AUGGCAUCAGUUGAGACUUCCGAUAUAUAUUAUCCUCUCUCAUGGAUAAAAACGACAACUGAUCUUAUCCUCAGUCUAUUCAGUAGUCCACAAAAGACCAAACGUUCGUUGCCCGAAGAGGCGGAAUGCGGAUCUAUCGAUGGGAUCAAAUGCUGGCUUCGAGAAGGUGCUGAUAUUGACGCAAGCGAUGCUUAUGGGUACACACCACUGAUGAAUGCUGCUAUGCUCGGUCGACUUGAUGUUGUGAAAGCGUUAAUUGAAGCCGGAGCUGAUAUACAGAAACGCGGUCAAUUCGGCUACACAGCCUUGCAUGCUGCUGCUCAAAGUGGACAUUUGGAUGUCGUACAAGCACUCGUCAAAUAUGGAGCUAGUGUUAAUUGUAAAAAUGAUGAUGGAGAUAUUCCUCUGAUUCUCGCGGUUCGUGGUACCCAUGCAGAAAUUAUCGACUAUUUGCUUAAGGCUGGUUCUGACAUUCAUCAGAAUGGUUGGCUUGGACAAUCAGCUGUUCACACAGCUAUUGCCAAUGGAGAUCAAGCAACAGCCGAUACGCUUCUGAAUCGUGAAAUGAUGAUUGGAUGCUCAUGUUCGGAAUCUCAUCGUCAUGCUCAAGAGCAUCUUCGACAAACAUCUUGUCCCACGCAUAAUUAA